Molecule: messenger RNA, 7253 nt
Organism: Nilaparvata lugens (brown planthopper)
Lineage: Eukaryota; Metazoa; Arthropoda; Insecta; Hemiptera; Delphacidae
Product: cilia- and flagella-associated protein 44
Exons: 28
Coding region: 215-6607 (2130 amino acids)
Molecular function (GO): protein binding
Source: RefSeq, a predicted model, not a curated record
ACUCAUAUAUCUUUCACAAGUUACCAGAACCAAGAAUAUCUUCCAAGAUUAACUUCAAAAAUGCUCUUGAAAGAAUUAAAAUUUGUCUUCAACUAUUAAAAAAUAAUAAAUAACUUAACUUUUCAAUAUUUUGCAGUUUAGGUCAAAAAUAUACUCCUUCACAGUUCACAGUAACCUGUGAUUGUUUAUUUUUGUAAAAAGUUUUAUUUUUAUAAUGUCAAUUGUAGACAAUAGUUUGGCAAAGCGCCCUCCUGAUGAUCCUUUUCUGGUAUCAACUACUGCUGAUAGAAAAUUUGCGCACUGGAGAAUUGUUCUUGAAAAACCAGACGAUAUAGAGCAAGACAGUGUCUCUGAAGCCAGUUGUGAAACUGAAGAAGAUAUAGAGUACGACAUUGAGGAAUUUAUAUCCAAACCAUCCAAGUCUAAAAAAUGGAGUUUUUCAGAAGAUUUUCUCCCAACCCACUAUUCAUUUGGGUACGAUUCAACCAAGAUAUUCAACCUGGUUGCUGUCGAUGAGGACACACUCAUUUUUGGCUCAGGUGCUUUGCUGCACAUCUUUGAUAUUCCCACAAGACAACUGACAUUCAGACGGACGGCCGGGGGAGGUGGAGUUGGUCACAUCACUAAAAAUCUUGCAUUUCCUCAUAUUGCUAUUGGAGAGAAAGGCGUGAAUCCUUUGAUUAUAGUCUAUGAAUGGCCUUCGUUUCAAGUGAUAAGUGUCCUGAAAGAAGGAACUACCAAAGAGUACACUCAUCUCAAUUUCAGCUCAGAUGGAAAGCAUCUAGUCUCACAAGGAGGGGAACCCGACUUCCUGAUCACCGUAUGGAACUGGAAACGAGGUGAAAUCAUGCUACAAGUCAAAUCACACACUCAGGACGUUUUCAAUGUUGAAUUCUCGCGAUACUUCCCUGGAAACCUCACGUCCAGUGGCCUUGGUCACAUAAAAUUUUGGAAAAUGGCAAAAACUUUCACGGGGUUAAAGUUGCAGGGGGAAAUUGGCAAAUUUGGAAAAACUGAAAUUUGCGACAUUAUGGGUCUUUACGCCAUGCCUGAUGAGAAGGUAUUGACAGGAUGCGAAUGGGGCAACAUUCUGGUGUGGGACGAGGGCAUGAUUAAGAUGCAGGUGGCGCGGAAAUUGGAGGGCAUGCCCUGCCACCAAGGGCCCAUCACUCACUUCGCCUACAAUCACGAUGAUGGCUAUCUGCUUACUGCAGGCUUGGACGGAUUCAUAAAGAUCUGGUUCUAUCGUUACAUCAACGAGCAGAAUCCGCCAGACACUGAUCCGUUUGUGCGCAUUGAGCCGAGCUUCUCAAUCGAGGUGAAGGAUGAGAUUGGACGGGCACAGCUGGUGUCGCUCAGCAAGGUUGACGAGAAUCCUCUCAAUCAUCGCUAUUUCGGACAAGAUUACAGCGGCUUGUGGUCAAUAGAUGCCGAGAUGAAGUCUGACCUUCCCAAGCCGGUGAGACUCUACUGCUGCCACAAAGGUCCCAUUUUCGACAUGGCCAUUUCUCCGAUAAGUCAUCACCUAGUCACCAUUGCUCAGAAUGCGAGGCUACAUGUCUACGAUAUCGAGAAACGAAAACUGCUACUUGUCAAGCAGUUUAAAACUGAUAUCAAAGUGUUGCUCUGGCUUCCUGUGAAUGUAUCCAAGUCUGGUACAGUUUUCAUUGGAGGAUUCGUUGAUGGAACUAUCAAGAUAUUUGUGAUUGACAUGGACAAGAUUUCCAUUGAUGAUGAAAAUCUUCUGGGCGACUACGUUCAUAUUACCUUUUCAGAGAAGUUCCAUGUCGGUAUCAUUUCAAAAUUGGCACUAGACAAAGAAGGCACUAUGUUAGUGAGUGGAGGCGUUGAUUGCUGUGUGUUUGCCAAUCGAAUUGUCACAACUGAUCAAGACAGUAUUCAGCUGGAACCUAUUGGAUUCAUAAAUACUCCAGCUUCUGUCACGUCUAUUUGUUGUAAACAUGAUCAGUCGCCAACCUUCCUAGUAUGCUGUUCGGACGGCCAUUUUCUUGAGGUGACGUUCCCUCUCCAGAGAGAGUCAUUUGAAGUGGUGAGCUAUGAGUUGCACAAUUUGGCAACCAAGCUGCGUCGGUUCGCAAGCAUCAAAUCGGAGAUACUGAGAAGCAUUGAGCUGCAAGAGAUCGCUAACCGAAAGCAGGCCAAGCUUGACGCGAAAAAGGCCGAGUUGGAGAAACUGAAAAAGGAGAAUCCGCAUUUGGAUAUCAAUGAGGAGAUCUAUUUAGUUGACUCCGACGUUGAGAUAGAACUACCUCCGUUGUACUUGCCGAAAGACCCAACCCCUAUACUGUUCGGCACAUAUGAUGAGGAGGGAUUUGCGUGGCUGUCUGUAGGUGGAUACGAUGCUGGCUACCUGUACAAGUGUGACUUGAAUGCCGAAUAUGAUAAGCAACCCAUGGAACACCGACUGAUAUCACUCGAGGAUGAGAUUGUUUCUUCUUGUAACAUGACUUCCAGCGAUCUCCAUCUGAAAUUCUUCGGGCUUUCGAACGGUGUCAUAAGAGUUGUGAAUAUUAGUGAUGAUCUUUCCGAUGAUUUCUGCGAUUACCUCGAUGUGCCAAUCCAUGACAAUGUCUACGGCAGAGUCACCAAAUUGGUCAUUAGUCAUGACAAAAAGUAUCUGUGCAGUUGUGGAGAUGAUAGCAACAUAUUUGCGUUCAGAAUUAUGCUGCCUGGGUUGCUUGCAGAUGAAGAAGAAGGAGAAGAAGUUGGCUAUAGUGGGUUAUCUGAUAAAAUUGUAGCAUUGCCAGAUGAAGGCCCAGGAGCCAAUUUGAGUCUUGAAGAGGAGAAAAAGAGAAUUGAGGAUUUGCAAAGGAAGCAUGAGGCUGAAACUCGCAAAGAGGAAGUUCGGAAAAGAUUGAAAAACUGCAAGGAGAGAUUCUUGAAGAUAAUGGAAAAAAACAACUCACUACCCGCCCAGUACAGACUGACCCCAGAGCAGCUUGAAAUCGACCCUCGAGUCACCGCACACCUUGACGAAAAACUGCAAAGCGAGUUGGAUCUGGUGAAGCGCAAGUUGAGCUUCGAUUUGGAGAAGAGCAAACUGCUUUACGAAAAAGUCCACUGCUACUUCAUCAAGCCUCUCGCUGCGUUCAAAGUAUCCGUCGCUUCUAUUGGGAAGGAUUUGCAUGUGACAACCUUCGUUCACAAACAACUAGAUGAGGAGUUCAACAAAAACUAUGAAAAGUUGGUGAAAACUUACAAACCAGACUUGAGAAAUGAGAUUAGGAUGGAGAAAAUCAAGCCAAUAGUGAUUGAAGAGGAGCCAGAGUUCGUUCCUGUGCCGCUGAUGCCCUGGCUGAGAGGCGAGGACAAUUUCUAUGACAAGUUGAAUUCACAAACUUUGAGAGCGCUGGACCGACAUUUGGCCAGGCAAAAGUACAACGAGAAUAGGGAGGCUGAGUGGCGCAGCUUCAUGAACUCAAAACCAGACAUCAACAAGCUGGACGCAAAAGAUUUACUGCGCAUUGACUUUGCGCAGCGCACAAUCGGUGACUACAAGCUGAAGACUUCGGCCGACUAUAAAGUGCCAAGGCAACUCAGGGUAUCAGUCGCCCAGAAGCAUAGGCAACUGUUGAUUGUCAGGAAAAAUGUCUAUGAUGAAAAGAAUUCGUUCAACAAGAAAGUGAUGAGAUUGAGAGAUGAGAAAGUGCAAAUGGUGAAAGAGUUCAGGAAGUUGCAUGCCGUGUUGAAUGAGUUGCAUAAGGAGAUUGAUGAAUCACUCAGAAAGGAACCGCCUUCGAUUCCCUCAAUUGAUGUCGAUGCUGAGUUUCCUGAGAGAAAGUUUCAGCUUCAUCCACAGGAAAUUGGGAUUGAGGACACAGCCAUUCACCAAUCCAUUGAUGAAGAAUUGAGCUAUUUAUAUCCAGAGUUGCAAUUCAAAUGCAAAGAUGAUAUAAUAAACGAGGAGGAAACCAGUUGGACGAAAGAGAAGAAAGUAAUGCGGACUGUUAGACGUCUCGUGGAACAGGACUCCAUAAUCAGCAGCAUGGAAACGAUAAUUAAGGAGCACAACAAGCGUGUGGCGAAACUCAACUGGGAAAAACUGGAAAUUUCGGUGAAAAUCAAAAUGCUGGAAAUAUUCCAGCUGACCGUCUACCAAGAGCUGGUUACCAUCAAGUGCUUUGAACGGCUGGAAAAUGAACUGAUGGACAGAGUGGAGGCCAUGUUGGCUCUGAGGUCCAUAGAAAUGUUUAAGAUCAAUCGUAACAGGAAGAAAAUCGUAUAUGCGACUAGAGAAAUCAAUGCUCUGCAGGACAAAGAGAAUGAUGUUCUAAGAAUAUUUCAAGAAAGUGUUUUUGAAAGUAAAUUCGUUGAAUUCCUGACUAAAGUCUAUAAGAAAAAGUACAAGCCGCCUAAAAAGAAGAAAGAUGAUGAAAGUGAGUCAUCAUCCUCAGAAGAGAGUUCAUCAGAUGAUGAUGAGAGUGAGAGCUCAGACGAAGGAGAGAUGAAAAUAAUCAAAUUCGAUGAGAACAUUUGUCCGGAAGGCUGUGAUCCCGAUUUGUACAAGAGAACGUUUGUACUUCGCGGUAGAAGACAUGAAUUGGAACUCGAAAUAAUUGAAGUGAAGAAGAGAGUUGAUUCAUUGAAAAAGGAGAAUGAAAUGUCUGGCAAAAGACUGCUACAAAUUGAUGUUGUAUUGCGACUGCAUCUCGAAAAGUUGGAAAGUUUUCAGCGUCAGAAACAGAGGAAGGUGAACGAGGUUGAGACAGUGGUUGUUCUGAAAUCCGAUCAACUUCUGAAUUACAAGAAAUCGGAUGAGAUGGGAUCAAUAGGCAAUUCGGUUUUGAUGCCCAUGGACAGUUUGAAAAAGCUGAAUGACAGAGUCGGCGAGUUGGAGAAUGAGACAAAGGCUGAACAAUUGAAACACGAACAAUACAAAACUCACCUACAGCGUAUGAGAGUGGAUGUAAAAGCUAUGGAAGCACAAAUAGAAGAGCUCAAAAAGAAAAUCAAGAAUGAGAAAAUGAUAAAAUUCGGAGCCGAAAUUAAUAUUGAUCGACUGGAGGACUCUGUGUUGAAGGAGAUGAUACUAGCUGUGCGAUUCGAUAUUACCUCUCUGCAACAGGACAUGGAGAAAAAACUGAACGCAUUCAAGGAAACUAUCCUGGCAAAAGCAGAAGAAAAGGCAAAAAUUCAAAGAGAAAAUACAAAUAAAUUCCAGAUGCUUUCCUCUCUACAAGAUGAGAAGACAAAAGUGAAACAGAUGCUCAAUGCUCAGAGGAUUAAAAAGACCAAGCUUCAAGACAAAGACAUCUUCGAAAACGAGAUCAACAUGGACAUCAAACACUUGGAAGAACUUCUGAAAGAACUGAACACCCAACGCGAAGCUAUCCUACACGAAAUCCGAAUCCUGAGUUUGAAAGGACGUCCGUUGCCUCCCAUCACCAAGGCCGGGCCCACUCCUCGAGAGAGAGUUCCCAAGCGGCGGUCGGCGCCCGUUUUGGAGCGCAUUGACUCCGAGGAGCUCGAACUCAAAACGGAGGUUCCCGCUAAACCGAGAUCAGCUAGUAUGACGUUGAAGUUGACCAAACCGACACCGCGGAAAUCGAGUAAUGUGAGCAUAGAGGUGCCUCAAGUGGAUCUGGGUUUGAAGUCUGGGAGAGAGAGCGACACUGAUACUGAAUCUCCGUCCACUGAACUGCCGUCGGGCAUCGAGGCGGCUCAAGACAGCCAGCUCUACGAUAUGUGUGCGAACAUUGUGGACCAGAUUGUGAACGAGUGUACGGAUAGUUUGGGCUAUGAAAUUGCCAGGGAGGUUCUGGAGAUUGUGGUGAAAGAUAUUGGGGAAGAUAUCACCAGUAAAGAGAAAGAUAGGUUCGAAGGUGUUGAGGAAGAUGGUUCUCGGAGAGAAAAAAUCAGGUUCGAGGAAAAAAUUGAAAAGUUCACUGAGAAACAUGGUGUUGAAGAUGAUGCACUUGAAAGUGGGGCGCAAAGUUUGGAGGAUAAGAAUGAGGAAUAUAAGUUUACAGCAAUGGGUAGUGAAGGCGAUUUAUGUGAAGGAGAGACAAAUAAUGUGGAAAGGAAGCUGAACGCAAUAGAUGAGGAAGAUAUUGAGGUUGAUGCAGCUAGAAGUGUAGGACAAAUUUUGGAGGAUAAAUUGAAGGCUAUUGUAGUUGGAACGGAUAUUGGAGAAGAAGUAGUAGAGAACAAGGAAACAAAUACGAGUGAAAAAUCGGGAAAUCUUGAAGGUGAAACUAAUGUUGGAAAAAAUGUUUCCAAGAUUCGAGGAGAAGAUUUGGGAGAUAAAUUACAAGAGGUAUCAGGUAAACAAGGUACAACAUCUGAUGUGAUCAGAGGUAAUGUGCAAGGCUUAGAGGAAGAGUUAGGAGUGAUUAAUAGUGAACAUGAAAUCAAAUCAAUGGGAGGACCUGUACCGGAAAAGGAAAUUGGAGAAGAUGUUCUUGGAAAAGAGAAACGAUAUGUAGACGAGUAUGAUGAUGAAAGACAGGAUAAUGUGGAAAUAAAAUGGACAAAACCCGAAAAGGUUGAUGAAGAAGGAGGAGAAGAUAGUGGAGGAAAGGUUGAAGAUGGAAAGGAAGGAGGGCAUGGUGAUGAUAAAGAGAAAGAAGAAGGGGGCGAAGAAUAAAUCGAAGAGGAGAAACUAGUAGGGGAUGGAGAUGAUGAUUAAAAAACUAUUACCUAUUUAAUUUUCUAGGGAACUAGGAAAUUGACAUUAAGACUAAGAUGUACAAUAAUUGAUUCGUUAAAUUUAUUCCAUGGUUUGAAAAAUGUUUUUAAUUUAUAUAUUAUUAUGGUUCAUUAGAAAAAGCCAAGUUUUAUUGCUUGGUUUAUUUUGCAAUUCUUCUUAUUGAAUAAACUAUAACCUAAGACAUUUUCUUCAUAACAUUAAAUAAAAAUAUUUCCACCUCAAAAACGUGCCUAUCUUUCAUAAAUUAUUAAUUCCAUUACCGUACUCAAGUUUAGGAAAAACGUGAUCUUUAGCUUCUAUACGUACAUGCAUACAUUCAUACAGAUACAUUCAAUUUAGAAUUGAGCUACUUUUAGACCCCAGAGAGUAAAAGAUUAGCGGGUACCCAACCCGGUUCUUUUGAAAAUCAUAACAUUCAUUGAAACUGUCAGCGCUCAGUUGACAUUAAUAGCAUGCUGCUCCUCAUACAAACAAUGCUGAAACACUUGAGGGUAGGUUUUGUUUGGCAGGUUGCCUAUCCUGUUCCUUUAAAGCCCUUGAGAUUCACAUCAUUCUGUCAUCAUUCCACCUGAAUAAUAAGGAU